AUGGCGACCUCACGCCACCUGUUGGCCAUCCUGUUAACGCUGAUCCCCCACCUCGUAUAUUCAAAUUCGUCAAACGGUUUCUUCUACCAAGAGCUUCUGAAUGGCAACGGCAACGGAGAAAUUCACUUCAAUGGAGUAAAACUUCAUGUUGAAUCUGAAGUGCAGUCCGUGUUUGCGGUUCGGGGCAGUAACGUUACCCUGCCCUGUCGUUACUGGUAUGACCCGGUUUUGAACACACCUCGCAAGAUUCGGGUGAAGUGGUCUUGGCUACCCCCUUCUGAGGAGCAUGAGUCGGACGUUCUGGUUGCUAUUGGCCAUAAGCACCGUAGUUACGGUGAAUUUAAAGACCGCGCGCACUUGCAGCAGCUGCACCCGGGACAAAUAUCUUUGCUCCUCACGGACGUGCGGCUGAAGGACAGUGGGCGCUACCGCUGUGAAGUCAUUGAUGGGCUAGAGGACGAGAGCGCGACCGUGGAUCUGGAGCUCAGAGGAGUCGUUUUCCCAUAUCAACCUCCUCAUGGUCGCUACCAUCUAACGUUCCAAGCAGCACAGAAGGCAUGUGCAGAGCAGGACUCUGCCGUGGCGACGUUCGAUCAGUUGUUCUCCGCAUGGCAGGACGGGCUGGAUUGGUGUAAUGCUGGUUGGCUGGCUGAUGGGACUGUGCAGUAUCCCAUUACCCAGCCCAGACAGCCCUGUGGGGGCCUCAGCAUGGCUGCAGGGGUCCGCAGCUAUGGGUUUAGACACAGACACCUGCAUCGUUAUGACGUUUUCUGUUUUUCCUCAUCUCUUAGGGGAAGAGUGUAUUUUCUGGAGCAUCCUGAGAAACUAAACUUCACGGAGGCGGCUGAAGCAUGCCGUGAAGAUGGAGGUCACAUUGCAACAGUGGGUCAGUUGUUUGCAGCGUGGAAAUUUAUGAGACUGGAUCGGUGUGAUGCAGGCUGGCUGGCUGAUGGGAGUGUCCGAUACCCCAUCAGUUAUCCCCGCGCCAACUGUGGACCAUCAGAACCUGGGGUUCGCAGUUUUGGUUUUCCAUCCCCCCACCACAAGCAUGGGGUAUAUUGCUAUAGCUCCCAGUAA
Messenger RNA from Chanos chanos (milkfish), 1077 nucleotides. RefSeq names its product hyaluronan and proteoglycan link protein 3-like. NCBI's taxonomy places the organism in Eukaryota, Metazoa, Chordata, Actinopteri, Gonorynchiformes, Chanidae. The transcript is spliced from 4 exons. Gene Ontology annotation, biological process: skeletal system development; central nervous system development; positive regulation of neuroblast proliferation. Gene Ontology annotation, molecular function: hyaluronic acid binding. Bases 1 to 1077 code for a protein of 358 amino acids. The record is from RefSeq and is a predicted model, not a curated record. Gene Ontology annotation, cellular component: perineuronal net; synapse.